AUAUACUGUCUUUGGGCGUCUGCUCAAGUGCACGCCAGCGCUCGCUACAACUUACCUACUCUAGGUUUCUAAACUUGUGCAACAAUUCGUUCCGGCAGUGAAGUGACAAGUGUAAAAGCACAGCCAGAUCGUUUUUGAAGCUGCCAACGCACGUAUCUAACACCAUGUAAUGUUUACAGAGCGUUUUUCGCGGCUGCGACACAAAGUGAAGCUUGCCUUUGAUCCCGAUGCUCGCGACCGUGCGGUCACUGUCACUAUGGUUCAUCGCUGAACAUCGCGUUGGUUCAACGCGACAUGCGUGCAAUUCAUGUCCAGUGUACCGCUGGGUCGAGCGUCGCAUUUGGUUCAACUAAAGCUGACGUUAUCAUUAAUCGUACACGCUGAAACCCCGGUGGCGACGCUGUAGCGUGAGGCCUAACGAAGACAGCCGGCACGAUUGCUCGGUUAAAGAGCUGUCAUGAACGACUCUCAUGACUACGACGCCGAGGACCUGAAGGAGAAAACGCCUACAGUCGUUCAGAAUUGGUUCCCAGCCACUCUGAAGAAGUGGGAAAUCCUGCUGAGGAUGUUUCAUUGGCUGGUCUGGACGUCCGGAUUGGUUUACGUUCUGGGCUGCUUCGUGACAUGCAAAACGAAUUAUACGUUGCCCGAAGUUGUUCCUGACGAGUUCGUUGACGGUUCUUACGGUAUCCCUCGUGACAAGGACACUGCUGACGAGGAAUGGUAUCGCUACAGCACUGCUAUCCGCAGGUUUUGGCCGUGGGUUUUGGUGCAGCCCCUCAUCAGCCACUGCCUUUUUGCCAAAUGUCACAAAUGGCUUUCAAGUUUUUAUGCUGCGUACAGCACUUUCUUCCUGCUCUACAAUGUUGGCUGGCUGACAACUGCGUCUUUCUACACCCUGUACAUCACCUUCUACAUUACUGCAAAGUACAGAAGUACCUUGGUGUGCUACCUACUGGGUCUCGCUGUUAUCAUCCAUUCAGCCUUCCCUGUGCUAACAUUCCUAAAGCCUGUAUAUCUUUACCAUGGCAGUGUGGAAACUUUCCUCACGCAAGUUGGGCUUUCGUGGACGGCAGCUCGGUGCAUGAGCUUUGCCAUUGAUGCCAUCGCAAGACCCAGCACAAAGAACAAUCCUGAGAUCGACACAUCACUUGCGUACAUCCUCUACUUGCCAGCACUGUUUACCGGCCCCCUGCAGAACUACUCGGACUUCUCCGUACAGGUCACAAAACAAAAGACAGCCUGGUCAGCGCAAGAUAUCAUGUACCCUGCUGUUCAGGUUGGGUUGUGUACACUCUACUACUUUCUUCUUGAGGCCCUUCUUCACUAUUUCUACAGCUCAGCCUUGGCAUACUAUCCUGACCUCGUGGCAGAGAUGGACGAUCCCAGCCUCCUGGGGCUCGGGAUCUGCCUCACGGUGCUGUUCUUCCUGAAGUACCGGAUACUGUACGGGUUUGGGUCGGCAGUGGCUGGCCUCGAGGGCAUGGCACUCCCUCCACCACCGAAAUGCGUGAGCCGCAUUCACCUCUGCUCUUACCUUUGGAGGCACUUUGAUCGAGGGCUCUACCUGUGGAUACAGAGGUACAUCUACCAGCCAGUCGUGGCUCGUGGGUGGACACCACAACGCCGCAUGGUGGGGGCAGCUGCCAGUUUCGCCUUUGUCUGCUCGUGGCACGGCAUGGACCGGGCAGUGGUGGUGUGGUGCACCCUCAACUUUGUUGGAAUCUCCACCGAGCUCCUGAUGGAGGUCAUCAGAAACAAAGACAGCUGGAAGAGGAUCGAGGAAAUCUUCUUCAAUAAAAUGUGGUUGCGAUUCCUCAGGGCUGUCGUCUCCGCACCGCAUUUUCUUUUCUCCAUGUUCUCCUGUAUGUUCUUCCUUAGCAAUGUGGACAUCGGGCUGAUCUUCCUGAGGAGGAUAAUAUGUGGGCCGCUACCUGGCGUCACCCGAGCGGAUGCGGCGGGCCCAGGCCCUGCUGGGAUCUCCGCACUUUCUGCUCACCAUUAUCGCCUCCCUCUUCCACUUGGGAGACCUGGAAGUAAUCCUCGUCAUCUUCAGAAGGGUCGUCACCGGCUUUCCUUUCCCUUUAGUCCCCAUCUUGGUGGGCCUCUACAGCGCCUGCAAUGUUGCCUUGGACGUGGCCGAGUGGGAAGCCAUAGCCAAGAAGAAACAACUUUCCUCGUGAACUACUUAACCGCGCGGCGCUGCAAAACUGUCUCGAACUGCAGCGAUCGUCUUUGAAUAAAACAGUGCGAAAGACGAGUCGAGCGAGCGGCCCAUGUCCCACCCUUCGCGCUCUUUUUCUCAAAGGUGUUACGUUACCAGGUGGUGGUAACAACUUUAUCAAUAUUCUACUCGUGUAAGGUCGGGCAGGCCCGAGUCCUAGGAUUGCCCCUCACGAGGAGUGACCGUUACAUUAAUUAGUUCGCAUACAAACCUUGAUAAUGAUUAUGAUAAUGACCUUGAUGUGUUUGGCGCAUACCCAUUCACGGUGGUUGGCCAAGAGUCGGGCAGACUUUACAUAAGUGUUCAGGUAAUAAAUUUAUAAAUCUAUAAUUUCGACGCAAAAAUUAAAGCGAGGAAAGUUCAAAGCGAUUCAGUAGACAGUCCUCAAAGAAAAAAAGUAUAUGUAAUAUAAAUGAGGCAAUAAAGGAGGAAUGAAAUUAAUAAUACGGUCAACAAUGAAAUCGGUUUCAUUCAAUAAUGGACUUUUCUAAGGCGAUGCAUACAUUCCUGUGUGAGCGCCCAAGCACAGACGCGCCAAAAGACAGCAGCCCUGGAGUGUUCAAUGGCAGGCCGAGCUGUCGCACUGUAAUUUCCAGUGUCAUUUUUCUAAGGGAGGAGAAACGCCGUCAUUCCAUUAGGUAGUGUUCAAUCGUUUCAAAUGAAUUGCGAAAGUGGCACAAAGGGGAAAUUGCCAGACCAGAUCGGGGCAUGUAUAAAUUUAGGGGUGGUACUCGACAACGCAGUCUCGUUCAUGUCACUUCCGUCUGUCUGGUUUUGCAAAAUUUUCUGCUCCAAGGGAAUUGUAAGUGGUGUAGUUCCGAGGAUGAUGUUAGAGUUGAUUUUGAUGCUAAAAGGAUGUGUCUUCUAAACCUGACAGACGUGAAAGUCGUUGGAAGAAGGGUAAGCACAGGGCCGCUGAUAGAAGCCUUGGCCAAGCUGUCUGCCGCUUUAUCCAUAAACAUGCCUUUGCGCCCAGGUACCCAUAUUAAUAGUAAACUCCGCAAACGACUUGGAGCCAGUGAGUACAAAGUGUUUAAUACAUGCGACUCGCCGGAAGCAGUAAGUGAGGUGCACAGCGAUAAAGAGUCUGCGAUUAUUACCGCGGUUCCCCUGGAAGCCUGUAGCAUGCGCAAAGCUAGGACAACAGCUAGGAAUUCCGCUAGGAAUAUUGGAGUGAAGUCGGGAAGCCGAAUAGAAAAUGACCAAUUCAAUGAUGAUGAAAAAAUUCCAACUCCUGCCUUUUCCUUAUCCUGCAAAGCAUCUGUUGCUAUAAUUACGUUUGUGUGGAGCUGACUCAAGUGAUCCUGGAAAGCCGUUAAGAAUAUGCGAGGGAAGCUGCUUUGCAUUGUUUGGGUAUAUGUCAUCAUAAGUAAUAAACAAUGAAUUUGAGAUACUGUU
This is a messenger RNA of Dermacentor andersoni, 3622 nucleotides long. Its product is annotated as protein-cysteine N-palmitoyltransferase HHAT-like protein. The record is from RefSeq and is a predicted model, not a curated record. Gene Ontology annotation, cellular component: endoplasmic reticulum. Lineage: Eukaryota; Metazoa; Arthropoda; Arachnida; Ixodida; Ixodidae. Gene Ontology annotation, biological process: protein palmitoylation. Gene Ontology annotation, molecular function: palmitoyltransferase activity.